AUGGAGGAGGACACCUUCCCAGGUGGUGACAUCUCCCUGGGCAAUGAUGUCCCCAUGGAGGAGUGCACCCUCCUGGGUGGUAACACCCCCCUACAAAGUGACGUCCACCCCAGCCCCUCUGCUGCCCGCCAUGUCCAAGCCAUCAGGGACCCCAUGGUGAUUCCAGCCAGCAACAUUUUGCUGCCUGAGAAGGUGUUGCUGGAAGCGGCUAUGAGGUGCUUGGAUUGUUCCCUGGGGGCAGUGGCCAUCAGCCAGGAUAGUCCCAGCAGUGUCCCCAUGUCAAGGGAACCUACCAUCCCCCACCACAGGAUCAGUUCUCUCCAGCUGCCUGAGAAGAUGCUCUCCGCUGACUACAACAUCCCUAAGACCUCCAAAGCCACCCUGAGCAUGGAAUUCUUCAGUACCACCAGGAUGCAGCCUAAGGAUCCAUGGUAG
Opisthocomus hoazin is the source of this 435-nucleotide messenger RNA. The record is from RefSeq and is a predicted model, not a curated record. Lineage: Eukaryota; Metazoa; Chordata; Aves; Opisthocomiformes; Opisthocomidae.